Molecule: messenger RNA, 1842 nt
Organism: Contarinia nasturtii (swede midge)
Lineage: Eukaryota; Metazoa; Arthropoda; Insecta; Diptera; Cecidomyiidae
Product: basic-leucine zipper transcription factor A-like
Exons: 1
Coding region: 1-1842 (613 amino acids)
Source: RefSeq, a predicted model, not a curated record
AUGAGUAAAUUUGACAUUAAUAAAUAUAACAAAUAUAAAAAAAAUUUAGAAGACAUAAAUAAAAAGCUAAUUAACUACGAAAAUAUCGAUCGUCCAUUGCCUUCAGAUCCUUCAAUUAGAAAUAAAAGAAUUGAAGAAUACAAAACCGAAUUGGUGGGGGCAUUUAAUAACUACAUUACUUAUAUUAAACAAUAUAUUAAAACUUUUGACACGGCGAAACAAUAUGAAUAUGCAAGGACGAUUGGUAAUCUCAAGUUACGCGUAUUAAGAGCAUUAAAAGCGAUAGGAUUAUCGUUGGAUUUACCAACAGAUUUAAAUAAAAUCGAUAUUGAAACCAUAGGCAAUAUUGAUACAGUUUUUAAUGAAUCAGCAAAUACUGAAAUUUUAGUAAGAUCAGAGGAUUUAUCUCGAAACACUACACUAUUGACGGACGCAGAUGGCGCUGUCGGUGGUGAAAAUUUAAAUACGGACACACAGAAUGUAGGUGACGAUACAAAUGACACACAACUACAUGGUACAGCGAAUCCUCAAGAGACGCAAGCCCAAAUCAAUGAUUUCAGAUUUCCUCAAGAUAUUGUAAAUGAAAGAAAUACAGCGAAUGAUAAUAUCCCAAAUAACAAUAAUAACGAUAAUAUUCCGACUCAAGAACGUAAUACACAGCAACAAAUUGUAAAUACAAAUCCAGUGAAUAAUAAAAAUAUUCAGGUAACAGAAAAUGACAUUUAUUUAGACACGGUUAGAAAUUUAUUUCAUAGUGUGGAAUCCCUUAAUAACCGGGAUCCAUUUAAAGUUCAUAAUAACAUAUUUGUACCAGAGCAUAACGAUCAGCGUGUUCCAAAUAGACAUAAUUUACGUCGAGAAAGAACGAGAAACAGAGCAAAUAUGUCGGAUAACGAAGAAAAUAAUGAUGGAGACGGUCUCCGUGAGUUAAACAUAGCCAGCAGAACUAUCACGACUACAUACAAUGGAGAGGUAAAGUCACUUAGUCGCUUUAUAGCUGCAAUUAAGCUGGCAGAUAAAUUGAUAAGAGACAAAGAUCUUCUCAUCAACUAUAUUUUGACCAAACUUGAAGAUAAGGCACAGGAAGUCGUACCGAUUGAACCCGAAAGUGUACAAGCAAUUAUAGAUGCGCUGAAAGCAGGCAUUAAACCGAAGCCAUCAGAAGAGCUUGAAGCAGAUAUUUUGGCGUUAAAACUGGAUAAAAUGAAUAUACGUACAUUUACAAAGCGCGGUGAAGAAAUUGCCAACGAUUAUAAACGAGCACUGAUUUACGAAGGUUUUUCAGAGGCAAAGGCUAAAGAGCAAUCAAUAAAGAAAGUAAAGGAAAUGUGCAGAAAACAGACGCCGAUUUCGUACGUAAAAUCAGUUAUACAAUCAACGAACUAUAGCACACCAGGAGAAGUGAUGUCAGCGCUGGUGGUUGAGCUAAAUAACGCAAAACAAGAUAAACGCGACAUUCAAGACAAAGAUAAUAAAAACAACAAAAAAUCGAAUAAUUAUCGUGGAAAUUCUCGUGGAAAUAGGGGAAAUUAUCGCGGUGGACAUGGUUCCAACAACGGACAAAAUAACAACAAUAAUGACAAUAGCAACGGCAAUGGCCAUUAUCAGAAAAACUUUAGAGGAGGAUACCGUGGCAGAGGUCGCGGAGGUCAUGGUGGUAAUGGCAGAGGUGGAAGUAAUUACGGCGGUGGAAACUACGGCGGUGAAAACCACGUACGUUAUUUUUCGGGAAACCGUCAGAGCCCGUCGAACGACGGGCAAUACCAACACCAAAUGCACCAAAUGCACCAAAUGCAACAACAACAACAACAACAACCACAGCAAAUACAACAUUUCCAAUAG